AUGGCUGAGCAGCUCCCUACUGAUGAUCACCACAUCUUUUCCGAGUUUGAAGACCCUGAGCGCAGAAGCCUCAAUGCGCAUAUUGUGCCAAAUGGACUGAACCGAACCAGCCAAGACUACCUUGACUGUAGGGGCUGCUGGGUGUGGCUUGAUGCAUUUUGGGGUACACGCCACGUGCAUCAAUGGAAAGCACAGCUUCUGAGUGAAGGCGCGAUUGAUACUGAGCGAGUGUAUAAUAUGAUUACUGUGGAUACGCAAACACGCGAAUACUGGGAUUUUGCCCUUUGCGCAUUCCGUCCUGUAUCGGUGAAUGCAGAAAAAACAGAGAUACACAUUGCAUUCCACUGGCUACCUUUUGUCGAGGAUGGGCCCUUGAAUAUCCCUAUCAAGCGAUCCCAGCGUGUACCAACCACAGAGCACAUCUUCAGUGACCCCUACUACAAACCUCAAAGCGGUGCUGGGGAUAAUAACCAGCUUUACCAUAACCAAACUGAUAGGCCAAUCACAUCCGGAUAUGUGUUCAAAAUCACAACAGAUGAUCCCAAGGAGCGGCCACUCCCUUCAAUAGAACUGUUGCAAUUGAGGUGGAAUCUGUCUCGUAUCGCUGCGCUGCCGGGAGCUAGUGAGGACGAGGACGGCUAUGAUGGCUCCGAUGCAGGUUCUAUGCAUUGA
Penicillium paradoxum is the source of this 672-nucleotide messenger RNA. RefSeq lists its product as uncharacterized. Lineage: Eukaryota; Fungi; Ascomycota; Eurotiomycetes; Eurotiales; Aspergillaceae. The coding region runs from base 1 to 672 and encodes 223 amino acids. The transcript has a single exon. The record is from RefSeq and is a predicted model, not a curated record.